Molecule: messenger RNA, 2896 nt
Organism: Pungitius pungitius (ninespine stickleback)
Lineage: Eukaryota; Metazoa; Chordata; Actinopteri; Perciformes; Gasterosteidae
Gene: usta
Product: uronyl 2-sulfotransferase a
Exons: 8
Coding region: 164-1381 (405 amino acids)
Cellular component (GO): membrane
Molecular function (GO): sulfotransferase activity
Source: RefSeq, a predicted model, not a curated record
CAACAACAACAACCCCGUGGCUGCGGCAGCGGAGGAGAGCAGAGUGCCGCGCGCGCGCGCGUCUCCAAACUGGGCGUCCGCCUGCCUCAAAUAGUCUCAAAGCGACAACUUUCACUUUCCACAUGCGGAUGGGUGACUUUUCGCGGCGCUUUGUGAGGAGGAGAUGAUGAAGAAUUUCAGCAGCAGUCCACUUCACAGCAGCAAGCAGACGGCCAACCACCUCCGAGAGCGAAACAACCGACAGUACAGCCUACUUUCUGCUGUUUUACCGCUGCGGGUUUCCUUGCGAGGGUAUGGUUUCUGCAUGGCUACGCUGUUUCUCUUCUGUUUCGGCUCCCUUUUUUACCAGCUGAACGGAGGACCGCCGAAAAUCCUGCUGGACAUCCGACAGUAUCUCGGUGAAUCCACAUAUCUGGAUGAUCACGGACCUCCAGCACCAAGAGCGCUCCUUUUCCCCAGCGAAGUGGUUUAUAACCGCGUGGGGAAGUGCGGCAGCCGGACGGUGGUCAUCUUGCUGAGAUUGCUGGCCGAAAAACAUCAGUUCAACCUGGUCUCCUCUGAUAUCCACAAUAAAACACGCCUCACGAAACAUGAGCAGGUGGAUCUCAUGAAGAACAUCAGUAGUAUCCCUCAGCCAUUUCUCUACACACGGCACGUUCACUUCCUGAACUUUACCAGGUUCAGGAUAGAGCAGCCGGUCUACAUCAACAUCAUCCGGGACCCCAUCAACAGGUUCCUCUCCAACUACUUCUUCCGUCGCUUCGGUGACUGGAGGGGUGAGCAGAACCACCUCGUUCGCACUCCGGGGAUGAAAGACGACGAGAGAUACCUGGAUAUCAAUGUGUGCAUUCUGGAAAAUUACCCAGAGUGCUCCAACCCCAGAGUUUUCUACAUUAUUCCGUACUUCUGUGGACAACAUCCUCAGUGCAGGGAGCCUGGAGUUUGGGCUCUGGAGAGGGCCAAACAGAAUGUGCUGGAGAACUACCUCCUGGUGGGCGUCCUGGAGGAGCUGGAGGACGUUCUGCUUCUGUUGGAGAGGCUCUUACCUCAUUACUUCACGGGAGUACUCAACAUCUACAAGAGCCCUGACUAUAAGAAGAUGGGGAAUAUGACGGGCACCGUGCGUAAACACACCCCCACUCUGGAGGCCCUGCAGGUGCUGUACCACCGCAUGCGCUACGAGUACGAGUUCUACAACUUCAUCCGAGACCAGUUCCACCUCAUGAAGAGAAAAAUUGGGCUGAGGUCCGUGUCCCGCCCCCCCGCCCACUCGCUGGCCUUCCUCCGAGAGCUGGCCCUCCGAACCGCAGAGCCUCUGGAUGAGGACGAGGAGCUGGAGGCAGACCUGGAGGAUGCUAACAGCUGGCUGGUCCAUCCCUGAGGGCUGUUGGGGUGAACAGUGGAUGUAGCCAAAAUUCUGAAAAAUUAAUUUUAAAAAAAAGCUGAUGGGCUUGAAUUGGCUGGAGAUGGCUGGAGGCAGCCUGACGGGGGAACUUCCCCCCAAACUGUCAGCGGUCCUGAGAAAAGUGAGUUUGUUCUUAGGGUGGGUGGAUCUGGAAGCUCGUGUUUUUUCGGGCUUUUCAUCUUUAAUAGACUCCUGCAGGCUCGGCACUGAGGACGACAGAGUUGGGUAUUUGGAACGACAAAAUGCUUUAUUUACCAAACGUGAACAAGGACAGUGGGAAAUGCUGUUUGACUCAAUUUGCAUGACUCAAGUUUUGUUUUAAUUUGAGCUUGUUUUUUGGGUGUGUUUAUGUAAAACAUCAUUGUUGUGAUCUCCAGGAGAGAUCAGCGCAAGAUGAGCAUCGUUUGACGUGUUGGGAAAUAUUCUAAAUAUUGAUCACUGGGGCAUUUACUGUAAGAGAGGAUUAAGCCCAAGAACGAGGUUCAUUCUUGAUGAAAGGGAUGAUGUCGUAAAAGCUGGAAGGAGAAAUGGUACCCGUAAAUGAAAGGUACCAAAACCUGUUUUUGUAUAUUAACUGUCCCACUAACAGUUCGAGUAACUGAGAGUGAACCUCGGUGCACAAGCAAGUCAGUAGAGUUGGUGCAUGACAUUUUGUUUAAUUUGUAAGAUAUUAUUGGGUAUAAAUGAGGGUUGGACAGUAAGCACUCAAAUAUGAAUUCAAAGAAUUCCGUCAGUGUGUGCUUGAAUGAUUGAGUUUGACCAAAUCAGUAGUGUAUUUUAGCAUCGCUUUAUGUUUUGAGGCGGGUCAUUUUUGGAGAAAAAAAAAGAAAAAAAAUUAAUUUAUGGAGCGUAGUUUGUUUUAUCCAAAGUCUAAAAGAUUGAGCUUGCCAAAUAUUAGUGUUUCUACUGCAAUACAUUCCAUAACUGUAUGAAUAUGAUGCAUUUGUGACUUUUCAUGAAAUAGAGUAAAUUGAGGGAUUUGGUCACAAAACUGGAUGCUAAUUUUUAUUUAAAACAUGAUUAUGUUACUGUUUAAGGGAAUGUUUUCCAUAUUAUCAUGAAAGCGUGUCAAGUGUUACUAUUAUCCAGCUGACUUCUCCAACUAUCCCGCAGCUAUGCACAGUAAAUGUUUUUCAUCUUUCAUGUAAAAGUCAUCAAAGAGCAUUAACCAUAAGCUAAUAUGUGACUGUCACCUAUAUGUGGUACCAUCUUAAUCUCCAUUGUACCUUUUCACUGUCCGGGUUUGUCUUCAGUGGUUCUUUUUUUGCCCGUUUAAUUUAUUAUUUUGUAUUCGUUUCCAGAUAAGAUACUCAGGAAGGAAAAAAUAUGUUUAAUAACUUUAUUAUUUGUGUUUUGGUUUCUGGCGGCUAUGAAACUAUUCUUGGUAUUUUAAAGUUUUCAAAAAUGGGUUUUUAUCAACAGCAGAAACUUGUUAACUAAAGCAGUUCAUCAUUUUAAAGUCUUCAGAAUAAAUGUCCUCUAACCAUUGCA